ACCUAGCUAGCAGACCUCAAGCUCCUCUCGAGAGAUAGAUCUCAUUCUCGUCAGGAGCUAGCUAGCUAGUGCCUACUGCCUAGUAGCUGAUCGAACAAAUGGCGUCGCUGUCGAUGACGAACUCGGCGGCGCGGGCGCAGUGGACGCCGAGGCAGAACAAGCUGUUCGAGCAGGCGCUGGCGGUGUACGACAAGGACACGCCGGACCGGUGGCACAACAUCGCUCGCGCCGUCGGCGGCAAGUCGGCCGAGGAGGUCAGGCGCUACUACGAGCUCCUGGUGGAGGAUAUCAAGCACAUCGAGUCCGGCAACGUGCCCUUCCCCGCCUACCGCUGCCCCAGCGCCGGCGCCGCCGGCCGGACCGCUGGCUCCCUCGGUUACGAGUCCGACAGGCUGAAGCAUUUGAAGAUCUAGGUGGAAAGAAGAUGAAACAGAAGAAGCUGCGAUUGCCUCGAAGAACAAGAAGCUGCGCUUGUUUGUGUGUGUGUGUAUAUGCACGGUCCAUGCUGAUCAAGAAUGGAAGCAAGAAUCAGAUCCACGCAUGUUAAUAAGUACUAGUUAGUAGCUGGGAGACUAGCGAGAUCGACCGACCAAUCGACCUCCAUGAAUGUCCCUCGUACUCGUAUGUACUCGAUCGGUUUAAAAAUGUAAGAAAUAUUUUGUUUUAAAAAAUCAUCGAAAAUAAAAAACUUUUUAUCAUUAAUUUAUCUUAUAAUAUAUUAUUAAUUUUUUAUAAAAUCAACAUCAUAUUGAAAGUAAUUUAAAAUAAAAAUUUACUAAAAUAAAUUUUAAAUACUAAACACGCAUAUAAUUUAAUUAAUUGUCAGUUAAAAGUUAUAAAAUUUGAUUUUUUAAAAAUAAAAUACGUCUUCCAUUGCAGCGUAAAUUGCAGUGCGGGCCGUAGAUGAGACGGCCCAACUGCGUGACCAAGUGAAGGGCCGAUUAGCCCAUAAGGCCCAAAGAGGCCCAUAACUCCAGCCCAAACCGCCGGCCGCGUACGGAUCCGAGCCCGACGCCGGCAGCUCGCGCCGCGCGGCAAAGCCCCCGCGUUCUCGCAGUUUCCCUCGCGCUCUCGGUCCUCCGAUUCCGUCGCCCGACCACCGCCUCCGAACCCUUCCGCGUCGCCCCGUACCAUCUGACUCCGGGAUUGCGCACGUGGUCUCAGCGUCGGCCUUGCCCUCCGCACCCCACACCACGACGAGCUUCCACGCCGCCUCCGCCUCCGCCUCGAGCCUCGACCUAAAAGGCCCCUUCCCUAGGUCCUUUCAGUGAUCUGAGUUGGUCGAAUCGGGCCAGCGAGUGGAGUAGGAGACGCAGUCACCUUCUCCUCAUCGGUCAACCAGGUGAAUUCGGCAUCCAUGCCGUCGUCGUCUGUAAGUUGUAGCCCGCCUUGGAUUUGUCUGGGCACGCUAGGUCAUCGCAUCGUUAAUGUCAGGUGUAGUUGGGUUGUCAGUCUAUUGAUUACGGAAGUACGCCUGAUGCAGUGAUGCUCUGAGAUUUUUUUUCAUUACCUGCUGAUGGUGGUGGUUGGCUGGUUGCCUAAUUCUUGAGUUGAUUUCACAUGAUCCGUCGGCGUCGUAAUUCUGCUGCAAUUUUCCUUGUGUUUAGUUUAGGGGUAGCUGAAUUUGCAGAGUGUCCCCGUUAAAGGGUGCGAACGAGCAUGGUGCUCGAUGGCAAAGCCACAGGGAGCGGCUGAGCCCACCGGGGUUCGAUCCCCUGGUGUCGCACGCCUCCGUCUCGCCUCCAAAGAAGGUCCCGGGGAAAGGGGCCCAGUUCUAAAAAAAAGGUUGCAGUCUGCCGAAUUAGGAUGGUGUGGCAAGCAGGUCAAGACAUCUUUGAUUAUUAGGCAUGAGCAUUGCUAUCUGGAAUCCAGCCCACGACAAUUGAAAUUCGGUCUGUGCCGAGAGAAAUCACUUGCAUGAAUCAGAUGACAAGUUUGAGGCGCAAACGGGAACCUUUGGCGUAGCGCUUCCGUGUCUUCCCAUGUUGCCAACACUGUCGGUGUCGCGGACCAUUUCACCAGUACUUGCGUGAUGGCCAUCGUCCUGCGAUUCACCAGCCGCCUCUGAAGUAUGCGUUCUGGAACUUGGGGAAAUGGGUUAGCGCUUGGUAGGUCUGGACAUACCCAAUCCUUGAUGUUCGCUGCUGGUUUGAGCUGCGACACAUGGAAGACCGGGUGGAUGACGCUGGUGGCUGGAAGUUCCAAUUGUUUGAGGAAGACUGAAUCCCCGACUGCAAAUUGGCGUUCUGUCCUGCUCUUGUCUGCUUGAGUUUUCAUGCGCUGCUGAGCACGAAGAUGUUGGUGGAGAAGCCGGUUCAUCAGUGUUCGCUGCUCUAGCCAUACAGACAAAUCGAUCACUGGAUAGUUGGUCGUGUCCUCAAUACCGAAGUGGCGUGGCGCGUACCCAUAGAGAACCUCAAAGGGUGAUUUGUUAAGAGUGGAAUGAAAGCUCGAAUUGUACUGGAAUUCAGCUUGGGAAAUCCAGCUGCUCCAUUUGCUUGGACUGGUGUUGAUGAAGCAGCGAAAAUAUGUUUCAACGCACUGAUUGAGGUGUUCUGUCGACCGUCGGUCUACGGGUGGUACGCCGAGCUCAUUCGUAGCUUUGUACCUGCUAACAUGAAAAGUUCUUUGCCACAAAUUGCUUGUAAAUAUACAAUCACGGUCCGAGAUGAUGGAUAAGGGCAACCCAUGGAGUUUGUAGAUAUUAUGAAAGAAAAUUUGGGCAACUUUGAUGGCAGUAAAUGGAUGUGCUAUGGGGUACCUUUCUUGUAAACAAUCUGAUAAUGUAGGCCCAAUAAUUUUUUGAAUGUUUUCGGUUGCCAUGGUGUAUGUAAGCGUUG
This is a messenger RNA of Phragmites australis (common reed), 2840 nucleotides long. Its product is annotated as protein RADIALIS-like 3. NCBI's taxonomy places the organism in Eukaryota, Viridiplantae, Streptophyta, Magnoliopsida, Poales, Poaceae. The coding region runs from base 99 to 413 and encodes 104 amino acids. The record is from RefSeq and is a predicted model, not a curated record. The transcript is spliced from 5 exons. Gene Ontology annotation, molecular function: DNA-binding transcription factor activity.